UUUUGAAUUGAUCAAAGUAACUAAAAGUAAAGCAGGCGGAGCAACAAGUGUGUUUGGCGUGUGGUUCUGGACUAUAAAUAUGAGUGGCUUUUGAUCAUUUGAUUCUAGGUUAAACCUGGAAACGAUCAUCAUCGAUUUUCUUGAAAAGCCUAACCAAGUAAAAAAACUCAUAGACUUUAGUCUUAUUUGAGACUUAGAAAAAAAUUGUAUUUUCCCGCGACAAACUUUUUUUUUUGAAAAAAAUUUCCAAUCGAAAAUGACUGCCAAUCACGGUACCGUGGAAUCAUCCACAACAGAAUUGAUCCGUCAAAAACCAAUGACUAAAGCAUCCGAACAUCGACGUAUUACAAAACCAAUUAUGGAAAAGAAACGUCGUGCCCGUAUCAAUAAUAGUCUGAAUGAAUUGAAAGCAUUAAUAUUGGAUGCUUUGAAUAAAGAUCCAUCUCGACAUUCAAAAUUGGAAAAAGCCGAUAUUUUGGAAAUGACUGUUAGACAUUUACAAAAACUUCAACGACAACAAAUAGCCGCAACAAUUGUUAAUGAUACAACACAAUUGAAUAAAUAUCGUGCUGGCUAUUCAGAAUGCGCAAAUGAAGUUGGCCGUUAUAUGGGCAGUAUGGAUGGUGUUGAUCAAUCAUUACGACAACGUAUUCUAGGCCAUCUUAAUCAUUGUGUUAAUAGCCUAAAUCAAAUGGCUGCUAAUAAUUCUGCAGUACAAUUUGGUGGUAAUCCGGUGACAAAAACGGUUGCAUUUCCUGGUAUGAUACCAGCUCAACAAACCAAUCAUUUACAUGUUCAAAUACCUGUUAUGUUUGGCCAACAACAACAAUUCAUUGGACAAAAUGGUACUGAUAUUAAUAAUAAUCGUACAACAUUUUUGGAUGAUGUUUAUGUUAAACAUCAAUCUGGAAUUUCAACAACAGCAACCACAACAACACCGCCACCAUCAUCAGCUAGUGGUAGUGGUGGUUCCAACAAUAAAGAUAAGAAUUUUCUAUGUCCAAAUUGUGGUAAUGUUUGUACACAGAUUGAAGAAUUUCUUUCAUCCACACGUUUUGUUAAAUGUGAUAAAUGUGCAAGAUUUUUUGUAAUAUUAUCCGAAAACGAUUGCAAUCUUAAUGAAAAAUUCAAUGUACAACGAAAUCCACCGCCACCAAGAAAGAUUUAUGAUUAUCUGGAUAAAAGAAUUAUCGGUCAAAAUAAAGCGAAAAAAGUUUUAUCGGUUGCUGUUUAUAAUCACUAUAAACGUCUCAAUCAUAAUAUAUUAUCACAAUUGAAUAAUGUUAAUAGUAAUAAUCGUAAUGAAAGUAGUGAAGGAUCAUCGAAAAUCAUAAAUAGUAGAGAUGAAUUCAUCAACAUUCCUGGUACCAGUCCAUUUGGUCUACAUUUGCAAAGUUUUCAUCCACAUGAUACACCUGUUCAUUCACCAGUUGAUAAAUCGUCACAACAACAACAACAGCAACAGCAACAACAACAACAGCAACAGAAUCGUGGAAGCUUUUUAUUGGAUGCAAAUCAAUCGGAUAUUCGAUUAGAAAAAUCUAAUAUAUUAUUAUUAGGACCAACUGGUAGUGGAAAAACACUUUUAGCUCAAACAGUCGCCGUUUGUUUGGAUGUUCCAUUCGCAAUCUGUGAUUGUACAACAUUAACACAAGCUGGCUAUGUUGGUGAAGAUAUUGAAUCGAUAAUAGCGAAAUUACUUCAGGAUGCUAAUUAUAAUGUGGAAAAAGCCCAACAAGGUAUCGUAUUUCUUGAUGAAGUCGAUAAAAUUGGAGCCGUGCCUGGUAUACAUCAAUUACGUGAUGUUGGUGGUGAAGGUGUGCAACAAGGUAUGCUUAAAAUGUUGGAAGGUACAUUAGUCACGAUACCGGAAAGAAAUUCACGUAAAAUGCGUGGUGAACCUAUUGUCGUGGAUACAACAAAUAUUUUAUUUAUUGCAUCUGGUGCAUUCAAUGGAUUAGAUCGAAUAGUUAAUCGACGAAAAAAUGAAAAAUACCUUGGCUUUGGAGCACAAUCAUCCGAAUCACAAGGUCGACGAGCAGCUACGGCAGCCGAUGUUGCUGAUAAUUAUUCAAAUGAUUCAUCAUUGCUUGAAGAUAUGAUUGAAAAAGAUCAAUUAUUAAGCUCGGUUGAAUCCAGAGAUCUAAUUGAAUUUGGCAUGAUCCCUGAAUUUGUCGGUCGAUUUCCUGUGGUCGUACCGUUUCAUAAUUUAACGGAAAAUAUGUUGGUACAGAUUUUGACCGAACCACAAAAUGCAUUGAUACCACAAUUUCAGAAAUUAUUUUCAAUGGAUAAUGUUGAAUUAACAUUUGAACCACAAGCAUUGAGAAGAAUAGCUAAAGUUGCUAUGGAAAGAAAAACUGGUGCACGUGGUUUACGAGCCAUUUUGGAAAAUGUUCUACUUGAACCAAUGUUUGAAAUACCUGGUACUAAUAUCCGUAAAGUUCAUAUCACUGAAGAAGUUGUGAUGGGUAGAAAUAAACCUGGCUAUGAAGAUGGUAGUGGAAUGUCCGAUUCAACAUCAUCAUCAUCAUAUGAUAAUGUUCAGGAUAUCGAUGAUAAAGAACGGGCCGUUAAUCCUUGAUGAUAAAGACAAACAUGCAACAACAUCGCACAAUAGGAAAUUCAUAUUUUUCUUAUUUUUUUCUCGUUGAAUAUUUUAACAAAUUAUCUUUUUUUUGAAUUUUCAAUAUAGUUUCCAUUGGUUAUAUAUGAUGUAUAUAUAUUGUUUGACACAUUUACAUUCACACACACACAGAUUACACACUCAUUUAAAUAAAACAAUAUGGCUAAUUAAUUGUUGAA
Messenger RNA from Dermatophagoides pteronyssinus (European house dust mite), 2805 nucleotides. It is a transcript of the gene ClpX, whose product is annotated as Caseinolytic protease chaperone subunit. Gene Ontology annotation, cellular component: mitochondrial matrix. Gene Ontology annotation, biological process: protein folding. Gene Ontology annotation, molecular function: ATP-dependent protein folding chaperone; ATP binding; protein dimerization activity. The record is from RefSeq and is a predicted model, not a curated record. Lineage: Eukaryota; Metazoa; Arthropoda; Arachnida; Sarcoptiformes; Pyroglyphidae.